Molecule: messenger RNA, 1995 nt
Organism: Drosophila rhopaloa
Lineage: Eukaryota; Metazoa; Arthropoda; Insecta; Diptera; Drosophilidae
Gene: RhoGAP5A
Product: N-chimaerin
Exons: 5
Coding region: 135-1616 (493 amino acids)
Biological process (GO): regulation of small GTPase mediated signal transduction; regulation of GTPase activity; signal transduction
Molecular function (GO): GTPase activator activity
Source: RefSeq, a predicted model, not a curated record
GCUAGUCUGGCAACGCUGCUCGCCAAAACAAAAGCGAGAAUGGAAAUAAACUUAUAUGAAAUCAACCACAUUCCGUGACUAACUGCCGUCUAUUGAGUGACUAAUAAUUCGUUGGCCUUCUAAUCCGGAGGAGGAUGCCCCGGCACACGGAGGCGUGCCCCGGAAGCGGAGGAGCUGCAACUGGCGGCGUAGGCGGUGCCCCCGAGCUCAGUUCCCCGGUGCAGAAGGUUUGGAAGCCGGAAUUGUACAGGCUGCAGUUGGAGGCACCUGCUCCGUGUCCUUUGCGCUGCCAGCGAACUCUGCCCCUGCCGCCGGCGAAAAGUACGGCGGAGGCCGUGGAGGCCAACAACCUGGCGGGCCGGCUGUACGGCUCCGAGUACCACGGCCUAAUGGGCCACCUGGAGGCGGAGCAGCUGCUGGCCAACGCCCGCGACGGCAGCUACUUCGUCCGCCGGAGCCCCCAGUCCGACGGCUACUACACGCUGAGCCUCCGGUUCAACAAGCGCCCCAAGCAUUACAAGCUGCUCCAUAAGCACGGCGUGGGCCACUACCUGCGCGGCCAGGACAAACGCUUUGACACGGUCCACGACAUGGUCGCCGACGGGCUGAUCAACUUCCAUAUGCAGCUCCACGCCAGCCCGAUCAUCCAGCAGAUCAACCAGCAGACCAAGAACUGCUACCAGCAGAGUCCCUACAUGACGCUGAAUGGCCGGAAGCUGCGGGCGCUGUCCAACGAGCUGGACAAGGCUUUGGCGGCCAAGGAAUCCCCGCCAGCUGAGGAGGAGGAGCUGCAGCGGAAGCAGGAGCUGCCACCGCCUGCCGUGGAUCCCAUGCCGCUGGUGUACGAAAAACCGCAUCACUUCAAGGUGCACACGUUCAAGGGCCUCAACUGGUGCGAGUUCUGCGCCAACUUCCUGUGGGGAUUCACCGCCCAGGGCGUCAAGUGCGAAGCCUGCGGCUUUGUGGCGCACAGCAAGUGCUCCGAGCUGGUGCCGCCCAAGUGUGUGCCGGACUUGAAGCGCAUACGCGGCGUGUUCGGCACUGAUCUGACCACCAUGGUGCAGCUGGAGCCGCAACACCAGAUACCCUUUGUGGUGCGGCGCUGCGUGGAGGAGGUGGAGGCCAGGGGCAUGCUGCAGGAGGGCAUCUACCGGGUGUCCGGGUUCGCGGACGAGAUCGACGCCCUCAAGCUGGCUCUGGAUCGGGAGGGCGAGAAGACGGACAUGUCGGAGACGGCCUACGGGAAUGUGAAUGUGAUUGCCGGCACCCUGAAGCUCUACCUGCGCCUGCUCCCCGUGCCGCUGAUCACGUUCCAGGCUUAUCCCAGCUUCAUGGCAGCAGGACGCACUGGCAAGCAGACGGAACAGCGGCAGCUCAUGGCAGAGGCAGUACGUCGCCUGCCGCCCGCCCACCACAGCUGCCUGCAGUACAUGCUGGAGCACCUGAAGCGCGUGGCCUCCCACUACGCCGUGAACAAGAUGAACGAGCACAAUUUGGCCACCGUGUUUGCGCCCACGCUGAUUGCCACGCCCCAGCACAUGACGAACCUCACCGAGGAGAUUUUCAUGCUCUCCUCGCUCAUCACCCACUGCCAGAUGAUUUUCGCCACAUCCUGAAAACAGCCUUAAACCGAAACCGAACCCGAAGCCGAAGCCAAAACCUUAAGCACCAAUCAGAGGGGCACAGCCACACGGAUAGGCUCUCUCUCUUUCCAAACACAUAUAUCCUUAACUAAACACUUUGCCAAGCAUACAUCAUUACUCGUAACUCGAUAAUUCCACCAAAAAUUUAGCCUAAGAUCAAAUAUCUGCAUCGGUCGAUUCGACUCGAUGGUUUUAUAUCUCUUUUUAGUAGCCCAAAACACAAGGAAACUUACAGAAAUCCAGUAGAACACAUUGAAUGUUGUAGAAGUCGAACGUACGAAUUUAACGAUUUUUCGAAAUAUAUUUAGGCCAAGUAUUUUAUGUCACAAUAAAGAUAUUUAUUUUAUUUGUA